This is a messenger RNA of Colletotrichum tamarilloi, 387 nucleotides long. RefSeq lists its product as uncharacterized. The record is from RefSeq and is a predicted model, not a curated record. The transcript has a single exon. Lineage: Eukaryota; Fungi; Ascomycota; Sordariomycetes; Glomerellales; Glomerellaceae. Bases 1 to 387 code for a protein of 128 amino acids.
AUGGCAACCCCAUGGCCCCAGGAGCAAACAUGGCCAACGCACCAUCGAGAGCACGCCACUCAACUUAGCAGACACCUUCAGACAGCACUCAAAUCAAUCGACACCGCAAACGAACACCCCCUUGACCCGAAAGCCGUGAGACUCACUCUCAUUGCCACCAUCUCCCUGCUAGCCAAAUUGCAGAAAUUGCCCGAGCUCGGACACCUCCACCAAGCUAUUGAGAGUCUACGUGCGGAAAACAAGACAGCCCACGAGAACACCACCCGCGAAACGAAAAUCAUCAGGAUUGCGGUGCAGCAGAGCACAGUCGAACUUACAAGCCCAAUGCCAUGCGCGCGGUCAUCACAGCCGCUAGGGAGGCUUGACAAACUAGCGAGCUGGUGGUAA